AUGGACGCCCAACAACAACUCAUCCAACACUUGGAGCAGCAAAUCGUAGAGCUCAACCAGAAGCUCGAGCAGGAGAAAGACGACCAUCAGCAGACGAAAAACCAGAUCUCUUUCGAGCAAUCAUUGGUUCAGAGAUUGAGCAGUAUGGUCCCCGACUUGGAAAGCACAAUCUCCACUCUCACCGAUGAGAACAACGAGUUGAAGCGGAAGCUCCAAAAAGAGGCGGAGUCGAAGAAGAAGCUGGAGGGCAAGGUCAUCAGAAGAAAUCAGAAGAUUCUGAAGUUGGAAGAAGAGAAGAAGGCGUUGGAGGAGAAGGACCAGGAGCUCUCGGAGCAACUUCACGUCGUGGAUGCCGAGCUCCAUCAAGCCAAGCAGGAAAUCAAGAUGCUCCAAAAGACAAUCGCCAGAAGAGACGCCACUAUCCGAACAACGAAGGAAGUGGUGUCAGGUGUCAUUGCCAAACAGGAUUCGGACACUGAAUCACACACUUUGAAUAUGGUAAUGAAGCUUAGUGAGGCGGAGCACACGGCAUUGGUCAAGGACAAAGAGAUGACGAUUCUAAAGGACAUGAUGGCUACUAUCAUUUGGUGA
Messenger RNA from Caenorhabditis remanei, 591 nucleotides. RefSeq lists its product as uncharacterized. The coding region runs from base 1 to 591 and encodes 196 amino acids. The transcript has 2 exons. NCBI's taxonomy places the organism in Eukaryota, Metazoa, Nematoda, Chromadorea, Rhabditida, Rhabditidae. The record is from RefSeq and is a predicted model, not a curated record.